AAACAAAGCUCAAAUCGUCACUUUUAGAUUAAGCUCUUCAACAAAGCUAGAAGAUGAAGCAAGGGCUUUUGAUAUGGAGUCCUUGCUGCCAUCAUCCCGCUCUAUCCUUCCCGCAAUCUCUUUCUUCUCUCCCAUCCCUUCGCAUUCACAGAACAAGUCACAAAACUGUGAUAUCUGCAACUACCGAUUCGGUUAAUAGCGAACAAUUAACAGCUCGGGAGAGGAGACAGCUAAGGAACCAGAGGAGAGAGAGCAACGCCACCAAUUGGAAAGAAGAAGUCGAGGAGAGGCUCUUGAAGAAGCCCAAGAAGAAGCAUGCUUCUUGGAAAGAAGAGUUGAACCUCGACAACCUCGCUCUCUUGGGUCCACAAUGGUGGGUUGUUCGGGUUUCGCGGGUUUCUAGUGAGGAGACCGCCGAUCGGCUUGCUGAAACUCUUGCCAGAAACUACCCAGACAUCGAAUUCAAGGUCUAUGCUCCCGCUACCCGGGUUAAAAGGAAGUUAAAGAAUGGCUCAUACUCAGUUAAACACAAACCCCUCUUUCCAGGGUGUGUCUUCUUAAGAUGUGUGCUGAACAAAGAGAUUCAUGAUUUCAUCAGAGAAUGUGAUCGUGUUGGUGGCUUUGUUGGAUCCAAAGUUGGUAAUACAAAAAGACAGAUCAACAGGCCCAGGCCAGUUUCUUCUUCAGACAUGGAGGCAAUUUUUAGACAAGCAAAGGAAGAGCAAGAAAAAGCUGACCAAGCCUUUGCAGAAGAGCAACAAGAAGAGCUCUUCAAUGGGGAGGUGCAUCAGGAAUACAGAGAUGUUACAGGAUCUGUGAAAGAUAGUAAACCCAAAAGGCGGUUAAGAAAAGGUAUGGAACCCAUCGCGAUUAACCCAUCGACAGGAGAAGAUAAGCUCCUUUCACCUGGAGCUUCUGUUCGAGUUUUGUCUGGGCCAUUUGCUGAGUUCACGGGCUGUCUUAAAGAUAUGGAUCACAAAACUGGAAAGGCAACUGUUGGAUUUAUGUUAUUUGGGAAAGAGAGUAUUGUAAAUCUAGAUGCCAAAGAAGUUGUCGCAGAGACAACAUGAUGGAGAUGGGUUUUCACCGGACGGUGAUUAUGUGAAAGGUUAAGUCCCAUCAUUCCAUAAAAUUCAGUUCCUUUUUUUGUUACCAAAAACAAGCUGAUCCUGAAGCAGUGAAAAGGCCCUUGGUUUUAGAUCAAAUCAACAGUUGAGCA
Molecule: messenger RNA, 1219 nt
Organism: Macadamia integrifolia
Lineage: Eukaryota; Viridiplantae; Streptophyta; Magnoliopsida; Proteales; Proteaceae
Product: transcription termination/antitermination protein NusG
Exons: 4
Coding region: 54-1070 (338 amino acids)
Biological process (GO): DNA-templated transcription elongation; transcription elongation-coupled chromatin remodeling
Source: RefSeq, a predicted model, not a curated record